UUCUUCCCCGCGUUCUCCUUCCAUCUAAACUCCUCGCCUUUUUUCUCUUUCCAGAGCUCUCGACUUUUUACUUGCUUUUUCAACCCAAACUACGGUGCUCUCAGAUCUCCGCACUUCGAUUUUCUUGCCAUAUUCUUCCCAAUUGGGUUUCUCUUGAUUUUUGUUCAGGACUGUGAUAGGUUCAACCGCUUCUCCCUCUAUGCCAUUCCCGAAGUUGGGAAGGGUGUACUUGAACCAGUGUGGAGAGAAAUCGGGAUUUUUCCAAAAUCUUGAAGUUCUGUUGGUGUUUGCAGGAUGGUUAGGUGCAAGGGUUGUGGGAAGCUGGGUAGAAUGGGGCCAAGGGAUGGGUCUAUGAGUUCUUAUGAAUUUUCUCUGCUGUUAUCUCCGGUUGUCUCUGUUUGGGACUGCAUAGUUCGCAAAAUGAGGUAUUCCUGCAGACCUGAGUGGGUGUAGUGGUUGGAGCCUUUUAUUGGUAAUUUGACAUUUCACACAAAUCGGAUAAUUUUUAUCUUAAAAGUUAGGGAAAGAGGGGAAGAAGGGUAAUUUAGAGAAAUGUAUACAGUUCUGAGUAAAGUUUGACUGAGAGAAGUUCACACCAAAAAAAAUAAAAAAGUAGUCUUAGUAGUUAGAGGCAAUAUACAUGAUGGAUAACACGGCGUGUAAUAAAGGGCAAAAUGUGAGGAAAGCAAAGAAGAAGCAGGUGAAAGAUGAGUUCGAUCGUCUGAAACAGGCUGAGAAGAAGAAGAGGCGCUUGGAAAAAGCACUCGCUACUUCUGCAGCCAUCAUCUCUGAGCUGGAGAAGAAGAAACAGAAAAAGAAAGAAGAGCAACAGAGACUUGAUGAAGAGGGUGCUGCAAUUGCUGAGGCUGUUGCCCUGCAUGUUCUACUUGGUGAAGACUCAGAUGAUUCCUGUAAAGUCAGAGAUGAAGGGGGAUGCAAGCCCUGGAACUGCAAUAGUAACCUUGGGUUCUUCCUGGGCAGAAAAAGAGCUUGUUUUCCUCAUCUAGAUGGUGGCGUGUGGUCUGUUGAAAGAAUGGGAUGGGUCUCUGAUGCAUACAGGGGGGAUGGUGCUGAAAAUGCCCGGUGGUCUUUCGCAUUUGGACCUUUUGAAAAGAAUGUGCAUGAACCGAUUAAUGAGACAGCAGGAUGGGGGUUUGAUGGGUUUUCUGCUGACCUUAUUGCAGCACAAGCAGUUUCAUCUCUUCAGAUUGCAGAAGAUGCAGUAGCUGAUGAAGGACGGGUUCUCUUUUAACGGAUUGCAUAUACGUAGUAAUAGUUUGUGUUGGUUUGGUGGCUGGACGAAACCUAUAUUAAAUUCUACCGGGGGAUGUCGUCUGUAUAUUUUAUUAUUGAGUCUUGUCCCUGUCGAGCACAUUCUGCUUCAGCUGUGUCUGAUCUAUGAGGUCACCAUGUUUUAUUCUAUUUUCAACCGCGUAUGAUGGAGUUGAUGUCUGUGUGGAGUGACUUUUAUAUACUGAGUAUGUGCGAUUUCUCUGUCUUCUUGAGCUGAUUCCGUAUAAUCGAAAUACUUGAGUGAACCGUAUUUAUUUAUUAGUUAUUCCAGAUAAAUGUUUAGCCCUCCC
Neltuma alba is the source of this 1583-nucleotide messenger RNA. RefSeq lists its product as uncharacterized. Bases 641 to 1252 code for a protein of 203 amino acids. The record is from RefSeq and is a predicted model, not a curated record. The transcript has 2 exons. NCBI's taxonomy places the organism in Eukaryota, Viridiplantae, Streptophyta, Magnoliopsida, Fabales, Fabaceae.